Messenger RNA from Biomphalaria glabrata, 1203 nucleotides. Its product is annotated as proteasome subunit beta type-5. The transcript has 7 exons. The record is from RefSeq and is a predicted model, not a curated record. The coding region runs from base 29 to 856 and encodes 275 amino acids. Gene Ontology annotation, molecular function: threonine-type endopeptidase activity. Lineage: Eukaryota; Metazoa; Mollusca; Gastropoda; Planorbidae. Gene Ontology annotation, cellular component: proteasome core complex.
AUUUCGUUACUGCAGAAUCAUUUCCAAGAUGGCGCUUGCCGAUGUUUGUGGCUUCAAACUCAACGAAGAUUUCGGUAACGAUUAUAGCUUCGGUACUUUACCAACAGUAAAUGAUGCUUUAAGAGCAUCUCUUAAUUUUACUGUGCCGGCAGGAGUAAAUUUGCAGUCAGAUGUUUACAGUGCUUUUAAUGAUGACAGCAACAAUGUGAAAAUUCACUUUGAACAUGGCACCACAACCCUGGCAUUUAAAUAUCAGAAUGGAGUCAUUGUGGCAGUAGACUCCAGGGCUACAAUGGGUCCAUCUAUUGAGUCCCAGAAUGUGAAGAAAGUUAUUGAGAUCAACCCUUAUCUACUGGGUACCAUGGCUGGUGGUGCUGCAGAUUGUAUGUUCUGGGAAAGAGUGUUGGCUAGACAGUGCAGAAUCUAUGAGCUCCGCAACAAGGAAAGAAUAUCUGUAGCAGCAGCUUCCAAGCUACUGGCAAACAUUGUGUAUGAUUACAAAGGAAUGGGUCUUUCUAUGGGAACAAUGAUUAUUGGUUGGGACAAAAAGGGCCCAGGACUGUAUUAUGUAGAUAGUGAUGGUGACAGGCUGUCCAACUAUGUGUUUUCUGCUGGCUCUGGCUCUGUUUAUGCCUAUGGUGUGAUAGACAGUGGUUACAAGUGGGACCUAUCAGAUCAAGAAGCCUAUGAGCUAGGCAAGAGAGGCAUCUACCACGCCACACACAGGGAUGCCUAUUCUGGUGGCAUAGUUAGUUUAUAUCACAUGAAACAAACAGGUUGGGAGAAAAUAUCAAUGACUGAUGUGACAGAUUUACAUUACCAGUACGCAGCAGAGAAAGAGAAAGCUAGGAAAUAGAAACAAAUUUGUGUUGUAUCAUUUUGAUCCGUUUGUUCAUUUUAAAUUGAUUCUUUUGUUUUCUGCUUUUUGACAACAAUGGUUCCCAAACUAAAUCUGUGUAGUCAAACUUUGUAACACCAAACAGAAUCAUUGGAUUAUAGGCUAUGGAAAUCAACUCUUGUGUACUUUCUAUUUGUUGUUAGAUAUCAUGUCACAUUAUGGAUGAGUCUUUUAAUAACUCUUCUAGUUUUAUAUAAAAUAUUAAAAUUUGUUCCAUGAUCUUUCUUUAAACAAAUGUGAAUGUAAGAAAAUGAAAAUAUAUUUGCAAAUGAACAUUGUUUGAAUAAAAUUUUUUUUGUUUUUGU